CUGUCGGGUGCUGCUCGUUCAGUCUGGGCUGCUCGCAGCUGUCGCUUCCCGGCUGCGGGAUGUCACCGCCUCCACCCGAAUGCGCCGCCCUCGGCGUCCGGGGCGCUCGCAUUCCUGGCCCGGUGGUUCGGUCCGAGCUCCCGCUGCGGCUGCUACUGCUGCUGCUUUGGGCGGCUGCAGCUACCCAAGGCCACCCGAGGAACGUACCCCGCAUCUCCACUGUCUGGAAAGGCCGCACAGGGAAGGACCAGGUGGAAUUUGGCUCAGCAGAGCCGCACACAGUGCUUUUUCACGAGCCAGGCAGCGAUUCUGUAUGGGUGGGUGGACGCAGCAAGGUCUAUCUCGUCAACUUCCCCGAGGGCAAGAACGCCUCUAUGCAAACGGUGAACAUUGGUUCCACGAAGGGGUCCUGCACAGACAAGCGGGACUGUGAGAACUACAUCACGCUCCUGGAGAGACAAGGUGAUGGGCUGCUCGUCUGUGGCACCAAUGCCCGGCGCCCCAGCUGCUGGAGCCUGGUAAAUGGCACUGUGGAGUCGCUUGGUGAGAGAAGAGGCUAUGCUCCCUUCAGCCCGGAUGAGAACUCCCUUGUUCUGUUUGAUGGGGACGAGGUAUACUCCACAAUCCGGAAACAAGAAUAUAAUGGAAAGAUCCCACGGUUCCGGCGCAUCCAGGGUGAGAUCGAGCUGUACACCAGUGAUACCGUCAUGCAGAACCCACAGUUCAUUAAGGCCACUAUUGUGCACCAAGAUCAGGCCUACAAUGACAAGAUCUACUACUUCUUUCGGGAGGACAACCCUGACAAGAAUCCGGAGGCUCCUCUCAACGUGUCCCGGGUGGCCCAGCUGUGCAGGGGAGACCAGGGUGGUGAGAGUUCGCUGUCCGUCUCCAAGUGGAACACCUUCCUGAAAGCCAUGCUGGUGUGCAGCGACCCCACUACCAACAAGAACUUCAACAGGCUGCAGGAUGUCUUCCUACUCCCUGACCCUAAUGGCCAGUGGAAGGACACUAGGGUCUACGGCAUUUUCUCCAACCCCUGGAACUACUCGGCUGUCUGUGUAUAUUCCCUUGGUGACAUUGACAAGGUCUUCCGCACUUCCUCGCUCAAGGGCUACCACACAGGCCUUCCCAACCCUCGGCCUGGCAAGUGCCUCCCAGACCGGCAGCCGAUACCCACGGAGACCUUCCAGGUGGCCGACAGUCACCCUGAGGUGGCACAGAGGGUGGAACCCAUGGGGCCUCUGAAGACUCCACUGUUUCACUCUAAGUACCACUACCAGAAAGUAGUUGUCCACCGCAUGAAGUCCAGCCACGGGGAGAUCUUCCAUGUGCUUUACCUAACCACAGACAGGGGCACCAUCCACAAGGUGGUGGAGUCGGGGGAGCGGGAACACAGCCUCAUCAACAUCAUAGAGAUCCAACCCUUCCGCCAUGCGACCACCAUCCAGGCCAUGUCACUGGACGCUGACCGGCGGAAACUGUAUGUGAGCUCCCAGUGGGAGGUGAGCCAGGUACCCUUGGACCUGUGUGAUGUCUAUGGUGGGGGCUGCCACGGCUGCCUCAUGGCUCGAGACCCUUACUGUGGCUGGGACCAGGGCCACUGUGUUUCCAUCUACAGCCCCCAUAGGUCAGUGUUGCAGUCCAUUAAUCCAGAAGAGCCACACAAAGAGUGCCCCAACCCAAAGCCAGAGGAGGCCCCACUGCAGAAAGUCUCCCUGGCCAAGAACUCACGCUACUACCUGAGUUGCCCCAUGGAGUCCCGCCACGCCACCUACAGGUGGCGCCAUGGGGAGAAGGUGGAGCAGAGCUGCGAGCCAGGUCACCAGAGUCCCAACUGCAUCCUGUUCAUCGAGAACCUCACGGACGGCCACUAUGGCCACUACUACUGCGAGGGCCAGGAGGGGUCCUACCUCCACAAGGCUCAGCACUGGCAGUUGCUGUCUGAGGAUGAAGCCAAGGCUGAGCAUCUGCUGGGCCGAGCCCAGGCCCUUGUGGCCCUCCUCUGGCUGGGGGUCCUGCCCACACUCGUUCUUGGCCUGCUGGUCCAUUAGGGCCUCCUGGGGCCGGGCAUGCUGCAUUCUUCCGCAGCCCCAGAGCACUAGAAAAGUCACACCCAGAGCUGCCCUGCCCAGGAGCUCCUUGCCUGCCACUGCUUCCAGGGGGACUGCGUAGCCCGAUGGGGAACACCAGGCCUGGAGAUGGCCAGCAGCAGGCAGCUGCUGGGCCCAGGUGGGGCGUGGGCGGUGGGGUCUGGAGAAUGAAGGAGCCGACUGUGAAGCUGGGACAUCGAUGGUGCAAGACUUUAUCUUCUGGAGACUAUUUUUCAAGAACUCAAACUGGACCAAAUGUAGUGAUGUUCUUGGCCUAAGAGCCUGUGGGCCAGAAAGGGGUUGGGAAAAGUGAGCUGGAACCUCGUCUCUGGACCUUUGAGCUGAGGCCUGAGUCCUUUUGGAUUCUCUGUACCCAAAUUGCCCCCUCAUCUUCCUUCCUGCCAUGGCCAGGGGUGGCUGGUGUUCCCGCAGGCCCAGGGCUGCCCUCUGUGGCCCCCUUGCCAGCUCUGGGUCCCACUAAGGCAGCCUCUUUGCAUGUUUAUUGAAGGAUGUUUGCUUUCCGGACGGAAGGACGGAAAAAGCUCUAUUUUUAUGUUAGGCUUAUUUCAUGUAUAGCUACUUCCGAUUGCAUCUGUAUGAAAAUACCAAAACUACAUGCUGGGGGUGGGGUGGGAGAGGGAGGGGCUGGGAAGGAAUGGGUUAUGGGGGGUCCCAGUGUGAGGCUCCUGGAAUGAGAUAAGAGUCCAGGGACGUGGUGGCAUGGGUUUGAGGAGAUGGCAUGAGCUGGCUCUGCCCCGGGAGCCCAGGCUGAGGGGGAUGUUGUCUAAGCCCCUGGUUCGGGGGUGGUUAUGGGAGGGGGUGGGUGAGGGAGACAGGGGAGAAUGAAGGAUAAAACUGAGCCCUAGGUUCACACGUUCAUUUAGAAGGAGUCAGGUCCUCAGGGGGAGGUUCCAGGACUCUGCCCUUGGUAUUGGGGGUUGGGGGGUGGGGGGGCCCUCCCCUCCCCUCAGCCCUCUUCCCCAGGGGCUGUGCUUCCAUGCUCCUAGCCUCCCACCUUCAGCUCAGGACAUGCUAUAACUUAGGCUAAACUGUGAAUUCUGGUGGGGACAGCCUGGGCCAAGCUCUCUAGGUGGGUGGCUCUGUCCCAACCCUGUCCAUGUAUUUCAGCAGAGAGCUGGGCCUUCUCUGCCAUGUUUGGCCAGCCCAGGGCAGGGCCUAGGGCCUGUGGCCUUCCAGCUUUGGCCCCUGCAUCUCUUCUCAAUGCACUUUAAUGAUGUAACAUAUUACUAAUAAACAAGCUAUUUAUUUA
Molecule: messenger RNA, 3360 nt
Organism: Pteropus alecto (black flying fox)
Lineage: Eukaryota; Metazoa; Chordata; Mammalia; Chiroptera; Pteropodidae
Gene: SEMA7A
Product: semaphorin 7A (John Milton Hagen blood group)
Exons: 14
Coding region: 60-2051 (663 amino acids)
Biological process (GO): positive regulation of ERK1 and ERK2 cascade; negative chemotaxis; regulation of inflammatory response
Cellular component (GO): external side of plasma membrane
Molecular function (GO): integrin binding; chemorepellent activity; semaphorin receptor binding
Source: RefSeq, a predicted model, not a curated record